Messenger RNA from Gadus chalcogrammus (walleye pollock), 627 nucleotides. Its product is annotated as aspartyl/asparaginyl beta-hydroxylase-like. The transcript has 6 exons. Gene Ontology annotation, biological process: peptidyl-aspartic acid hydroxylation. NCBI's taxonomy places the organism in Eukaryota, Metazoa, Chordata, Actinopteri, Gadiformes, Gadidae. Gene Ontology annotation, cellular component: membrane; endoplasmic reticulum. The record is from RefSeq and is a predicted model, not a curated record. Gene Ontology annotation, molecular function: peptidyl-aspartic acid 3-dioxygenase activity. The coding region runs from base 37 to 627 and encodes 196 amino acids.
GUGGUGCUGGCCAGUCUGUCGGUAGGGAGAGCAGUGAUGGUUGACCCAGUAACGCUGGCUGACUGUGCGACCCCCGUCUCCAUGGCGGCACCGGCGCCCGCGGUGAUGGUGACCCAAGAGGCAGGAAAAUCUUCGUUGGCCAACAAGAACGGGAAGAAGGCGGAUUCAGGAUGCCUCGGAGGCGGACUCUUCUCCUGGUUCAUGGUCAUCGCCCUGCUGGGAGUCUGGACCUCAGUGGCCGUGGUCUACUUUGACCUGGUGGACUACAAGGGUGUGAUGGGUAAACUGUCGGCCUACGACGCGGACGGAGACGGUGAUUUCGACGUGGAGGACGCCAAAGUGUUGCUCGGCCUGAAGGAGAGUGCCGUCGCCCCGGCAACGAAGAUGGAGGCUGCCGCUCCGGUGGAGCAGCCCGCUGUGGACGCCCCCGCUCCGUCAGACCAAGCUGUGAUUGAGCCGGACCCCGUGGAGGUGGAGGAGGAGAUCCAGGCGGAGGCUGCAGAGGAGGUGCUCGCCCCCCCACCAGUGCCUGAGCAGGAAGCGGAGAGGAACCUCAGCAGGAAGUGGAGGCCCCAGAACAGGAAGUGGAGGCCCCAGCCCAGGAAGUGGAAGAUGAGCCUGAGGUAG